This is a messenger RNA of Paramecium tetraurelia, 8766 nucleotides long. RefSeq lists its product as uncharacterized. Lineage: Eukaryota; Ciliophora; Oligohymenophorea; Peniculida; Parameciidae. The record is from RefSeq and is a predicted model, not a curated record. The transcript is spliced from 4 exons.
AUGCAUUUUUUGAAUUUAUACUCUUCUAAAGUAGGAGGAGAGCCUGUAAUUAAUUCAGAUUUUUCAAUUAUUUUUGGAAAAAAUUCAAUUAGUUAAGUAAGCGAUCCUAUUAAGUCAAAAUUAUCUUUUAACUUUAACAGGUUGUAGUUAUAACAAUUCUAAUAAAUUCUUCCUAUGCCUAUUCAAAAGUUGAUUAAUGUUUGGAAAUCAGCAUAAUUAAUUUUUAUUUUUUGUACUGAUAGUACUUUACCAACCACAGUGGAUAUAAAUAGGGAUUUUAAGGGUUAAUUUCAUUCAAAUAAAUUAUAGUUGUGUUGGAUUGAUAAUUUCGAGAUUAUUUACAUAAAUGUAUUUAUAAAAUUUGAACCUUUAAUUAAAUUAAAGAAAUUAUCAGUAUUUUAUAUAUAUAAGACAAAAACGGGAAAGUAAAAUUUCAUAUCUUGCUAUGUGACAAUUCAGAAAAACCUUUAUGAUAUCUUAUUAAUGCUAUUUAUUUAUUAAUAAUAAUCAUUAACGUUUAAAAUACUUUUGCAAAAAGAAUUUAAAGAAUAUAAAAUUAAAUACUGUGGCAAUUAUUUAAUAAUAUAUUGUAUUAUAUUGGUCGUAUUGGAUCAAUAAUAGAGAUAGGAAUAAUUUAAAAGUACUAUCAAAUCCAAGAUGAUUGAAAAUACAUAAAUUUAUUAUUUUUCGUUUUUAAUCAACUUAUGCCUAUCCUAACAUACUUAUAAGUUCUCUUAAUAUAGUUUGCAAUAUAAUGCUGCUUAUUUGGUUUAAAGCGAUGUCACUACUCAGACUACUUCAAGUUAAUGGAAUGACUUAAUUUCAAGUUCAUCAGUUUUGUUGUGCACAAAUGACAAGUCUGAAAACUACAUAGGUUUAGCUACGAAUUCAAAUUAAAUCUAAUGGCAAAGAAGUUUCAACAUAUAACCCUUAACUAAUAAAGUUUAUAUCUACUUUGAAUAUUAAACAUCAGGGUAAUGGAAUGAUGAUGAAGUUGUUUUAUAUGUUGAUAAUGUAAAAUAAUGCUCGGAAAAGAUCUAGCUCACAGAUACUAAUAAACUUUGUAACGAAAACUUCCUUUUUAAUUCCUUUAUGUAUUUAGUAUACAAUACUCCUAAAAGCACUUUGGAUUUGUAAAUUAGGGUGAUUAAAAAUAAUGUAGGAGUUUAUAUAAAAAAUGUGAUUAUUAGCUAACAAAUUCAAAGAGGAAGAGGAGAAUUAUUAUAAACAAUGCUAAAUUUACAUGUUUGUAAUCUCGGGCAAAGUUUAGCUCAUUACUAUUGUAAAUGUAACAAUGCCUUGGUAUACCAAGAAACCUAAUGCAUUGCUUCUUGCGAUUAGAAUUAUUUAUAUAGCUUAGAUGAUAAUUAAUGUUAUUUAAAAUAACAUUGUACCUCCUGUGUUGGAUUAAAUUAAAACUUAUAAUGCGACUCAGGAUAUUAUUCUUAUUUAGAAUAAGGCUAAGACUUACCUGUUUGUAUUUCUAAGUGUCCCAACAAUUAUUAUUAAGAUGAAACUACUUAAACCUGUUUGGAUUACUAAGAAUACUUAUCCAAUAAUGAAAAUUCAGGAUAUCCUGUUGACUAUGUUUACUUCAUAAGAACAGUAGCAGAAUUUAUGCAUUUUUUAUCAUUAAGUGAUCUAUAAAUCAUGAUAGUUUCCGAGCCAAAAAGACCUAAGGAAAGAUAAUUUUUUUAUUUGGAUAACAAUUUUUAUAUUGGCUCAUAUAAUAACUUUAAAAACUAAUCCAUUUAGAUCUAUACAAUUAUUAAAAACCCACAACAUAAACUAAAAUUUAGAGCAACUUGUCAUUUUAUUGAUUUUUAUCCAACUAAUUUUGAAGUUGAUAUAAAUGGAGCUAAAUAGAAUGAUAUUCCAGUACUAUUGGAUACUCAAAACAGACUGAGAUAGGACAAAUAAGAUUAUAUAUUAAAUUAUGAAUGGACUUGGUAAAAAACUGAGGAGAAUAAUCUUGUUUAAAAUUCAAUUCAAUUCAGAAUAGAAUAACCUUUAUAAGAAGGAAAAUAUAUUGGUUAUUUCUACAUAGAAGAUCUUCAUGUUUAUUCCUUCUAAUGCAUGACUGGAUGUUCAAAUUGCUUCACAUAAACAUCCUGUCCUCCAUGCACUAAUCCAACCUACAAGAACCCUUAAGAUUGCACUUGCAUUUCAGGAUAUGCUUUACAGAGUGACAUUUGUAUAAGUUGCCCCGCUUUUUGUACUACAUGCAUCACGGCAGGGAAUUGUGUGGGUUGUGUAGCUGCGACUAAACGGUCCAAUCCUCCAACUUGUAAUACAUGUCCUGAUGAAUAUUUUGUCAAAUCUGGUGAGAUUAAUUGUUAGCCAUGUUAAAAUGGGUGUUUGAAAUGUAUAGUAUUAGCCAGUUGUAUAAAUUGUAAGAGUGGGUAUUUCAAAAGCAAUACAAAUCAAUGUAUAUAGCAGUGUUCUGAUGGAUAUUUCUAAGAUAUUAGUACACCUACUGAUCCAAAAUGUACAAUUUGUGAUCCAAAUUGUUUAAAAUGCGAUACAUCAGCAACAAGUUGCACUGAUUGCAUACCUGAAGGAAUAUUAUUGAAUUCACAUUGUUUUAUUUGUGUGGAAGGGGAAUAUUUUUCAGGAACGACAUGUGCACCUUGCAUAAAUGGCUGCUAAAAAUGUAUUUCACCAACAUGCCAACAAUGUCUAGAAGGGUAUUAUUAUAUGGCAAGCAAAAAUGAAUGUUAAAUUAUAUGCGAUGAUGGUUAUUAUGGAGAUUUUUAGGCUCGAUUAUGUCAAUUAUGUGAACCUUCAUGUAAAACAUGUGAUAAUAGUACUAAUGUCAAUUGUUUAUCUUGUAAUCCAGGGGACGUGUUAAAUGUGAAAAACAUCAUUAGUGGAGAGUGCAAAUUUACUUGUUUACCUGGAUUCUAUAAGGAAGGUGAUGUGUGCUUACAAUGUUGGAAGGGAUGUUCCUCUUGUAUUGAUUAAACCUAAAACUGUUUGGUUUGUGCAAGAGGUUAUUACAGAUUAAAGAGCAAUGGUUUGUGUUACAAUUAAUGUCCUGAUGGAUAUUAUAAUAAUAAUAUUGGAAGCUUAUGCUCUCCUUGCCAUCCCAUUUGUAGAACUUGUUACGGAUUAUUAUCAUAAAAUUGUUUGUCUUGCAGUUUCCCUUUGGCUUAUUAUUAAAAUGAAUGCUUAACUGAAUGUAUGGAGGGGUAUGGUAAUGUCAAUAACAUUUGUACUCCUUGUGUAAAUACUUGUAAGAAGUGCUAUGGUACUUUACAGAAUUAAUGUCUAUCUUGUAUUUAAGGUUACUACUAUUUAAAUAAUUAAUGUUAUGUGAAAUGUCCUCAAUUCUAUUAUAGCAUUCGACCUUAAUAUGUGUGUAAAUGCCAAUUUCUAAAUUGUAUCAAAUGUUUGGAUUAUUAAUAUUACUACGAUAAUUAAUGUCUUGAUGUAUGUCCAACUGGAUAUUUUGGAUUUAAUAAAAUUUGUAAUCAUUGUGAUAUUACAUGUUUAACAUGUUUUGGUGAAGAUUCAAUUAACUGUUUGAGUUGUAACAAUAAUCUAAUCUUGUGGAAGAAUAAAUGUAUUCCAGGUUGUCUGGGUAAUACAUACCAUGAUGUUCUAAACAAUGAAUGCAAGUAUUGUAACAAUGAUUGUAUUGCUUGCAAUGGACCAAAUAAUAAUAACUGUUUAGUUUGUCCUCAAAAUAAAUUAUUAACUUUAUAAGGCACUUGUGCAAAUGAGUGUCCGAGCGAUUAAUAUCCAGUUCUCUCUGAAAAUAAAUGCUAUCAUUGCCAUUCAUCCUGCUUAACUUGUUUUGGCCCAUCAAAUUAGAAUUGUUUAACUUGUUCAUAAUAUUUUUAUCUUUUUGAAUGUGUGAGUGAUUGUCCCGAAGGAUUUUCAAUAAGCAAAAAUCAUUUAUCUUGUGAACCAGACUUUGAUAUUGUACUUGAUCACUGUACAUACUAAUGUGAAUCAUGUUGGCUAAUUCCUCGAUUCUGCAAAGUAUGUGCUGCCAAUCGUGCUCCUAAUCCACCUAAUUGCGAUUGUGAGCCAGGUUAUUUUGAUGAUGGUACAAACUCAGUUUGUCUAAAAUGUGAUAACAAAUGUUCUACAUGUAAGGGUCUGCCAACUAAUUGUAUCAAAUGCAAAGGAGACAGAUAAUAUCCAGCAUGUACUUGUCCAGAUUAUUAUUUUGAUGAUGGCUCAUCUGUUAAUUGUAUUAGAUGUUAAGAUAAUUGCUAAAAUUGUGAUAAAGAUGGAUGCACUAGUUGUUUAGCUGAUCGUAUUAACUUACCAGAUUGUGUUUGCAAAGAUGGUUAUUACGAUGCCUAUUCAUAUUAUUGUUAGCAAUGCUCUAAAAGAUGUUCUACUUGUGAAGGAACAUCCAAUUUAUGCAAUACUUGCUCAUCUAUAAGAAUUGAGCCUCCUAUUUGUAAAUGCCCUUUGGGAUAUUUUGAGAAUUCAGAUAUUGAGUGCCAAUAAUGUGAUCCAACUUGCGUCGAUUGUAACUAGUAUGGGUGUCUGUCUUGCUUCGGAAAUAGAAUUGGACCUAUUUUUGGAGAAUGUAAAUGUGAUACUUUAGGAAUAAGUAGAUAUAACAUUGGAUCAGUCUAUUGCACUGAUUGUUAAGUUGGAGUUCCUUAUUUUGCUUUGAAUGAAGAAUUUACUGGAUUUACUUUUGAUUUCGGAGGACCAGUGGUAUAUAUUCCUUUUGAAAUUGAUUCUCUUUGUGAAGCAUUCUUUCAUCCUGAAACACUACUAAAAUUGGGAACUAAUCCUCGUUGUAAUUUAGAGUUCAAUGUUUAUUUUGGUGAUAAUCCUAAUAUUAAAGUUGGAGACAAGUUAAAAUUAAACAAUGAAUUUUUAUUGAGUGGAUGUUAAAUCAAAUUUAUUUAAAUUAUCCCUAUGCCAUUAUCCAUACCAAUCACAAUUGAUAAAACAACACAUAAACCAAAUCUAAAAUUCAAGGAUUUGAAAAAUCCCAACAUUUGUGAAAUAAUGAAAAUAGAGUUUGAUUCCUUAGCAUUUAAUGGAAAUUAAGAUUUCAAUAUAAUAUCUUGGAAUCUCGUCUUACCUCCACCUCCUUCCCCAGACAUCGAAGCCAUUCUUUUAACUCAUACUUAAAAUAAAACGCCUUAUCUAGAAUUCCCAGCUAAAAUAUUUGUAAGUGGAACCACUUACAAAUUCAGUGUUACAGUAGAGAGUUUUGCAUUACUUUAGAAUACAAUAGAAGUUCAAUUUAAAGCAAUUCAAAGAUCUUCAGUUAAUUUAGUAUCAAUUUCAACUACCAAUUAAUUUAAAAGAUUCGAGAAUAUCAUUAUUCCAAACCGACUAAGUUAUGUCAAUUGCAUUGAGAAGAACCCUCCUCCUCAAAUAGUAUUUUAUGAAGUUUAUUUUCCCAAUUUAAGAAUGACAGUUGUCAAGGGCAAUUUGACAGAAAAUCUCAUAGAUGGUUAUCAAUUUGAUAUUCCAGUUACUUUUGAACCAUACUUCCUUAAUUUCAAUAAUCCUUUCCUUCUUAUUUACAAUACUAUUUUAAGUAGAGCUGACUACACAGUGAAUAGCUCAUCUAGAUUUGAAUUUUAUAUUGUCCCAUCAAGUCCAAUUCUCACUAUAGCUGGAGGCAAUAGAAUGAUUGGAUUUUCAGAUCCUUUAUAUCUAAAUGCCACUAUUUCUGACCGUGAUCUAAAUGAACAGGAAGCUAAUACAUAUGUAUAUGAAUGUUCAUGGACAUGUGUCGAUAUAGUAAAUGGUACAUUUUGUUAAAAUCGAGAUGGCUAACCUUUGGAAUUUAAUACAAGUUGCAUAUAAUUUAUUAAACCAAAGACAUUCAAUCCAUACACAGUCUCCAAUUUCGAAGUUAGUAUUUUUAAAUAGGAUAGCAAAUACUCUACAACAGUCUCUAUCUAGUUUAUAGAAAUAGAUCUCCCAAGUUUAAUCGUAUAUGGUUCAACUCAGGACUAGUUGUAUAAUUAUUAUGACGAACUUAUAUUCACAGUACAAUACCCUGGAGUGAAUCCUGACUUAUUGAUGUAUGCAGGAGCUGUAAUCUAUGAUUAAAAAGUUGUUAACACGUUUGAGUUCUAUUAUCUACAAUUCAAAUAUAGGGAGUAAGAUCACUUCACUGACUUAGAGUUUGGCGAAGCAAACACAGUAAAACUUAGACUAUCAGUCUAUGAUCCUCGAUUUAUACUUCCAUCAGUCAAUACUUAAGUAUUAAAUCUUAAUAUUCCUCCUUAAAAUUGCUCAUUAUCUUAUUAAUUUCCUGAAAGUUAUGUAGAAUUCUUAGACGAAUUGAGCAUUUCAAUAACAGGUUGUCGGGAUGCUAAUCCCAUUCUUUUUUACGGUGUGCAACUCUUUCCUAAUCAAUCCACCUACAAGUAAGAACUGAUUACCGCUAAAUUCCAUAGCUUUGUUAUGCUGAGCGAUUUUCAAUAUUCAAAUCAUUUUAAGUUGAUUUUACCCUACUAUUAUGAGGCCGAGCCCUUAUUAGUGUUCAAUAUUAAAAAUACAAAACAAGGCAUAGUGAAUUUGACAUUAUCCGUCAAUGUAAGGGAAUUCAAAAGCAUAGAUGAGAGUACAUUCAAAGAAUAUUAAUCUAAACUCAAAAGUUUUGAUGAGUAGUUAAUUGGCUACGUUUUUAUUACUGAGAGAUUGAAGUAACUCAAAUCAUUCACUCAAUAUAAGGAAAACUUAUACAAAGAAUUACUUUCAAUUGAUGUUAAUUAAACACUAUUGGCCAAUCAAACAGAACCCUUAUAUCGAUCUAUUUCGAAUCUUCUAAGUUAGAAUGUAUCAUUAAUGUCCAUAAAUGAAUCACUCUUGCUGGGUCAAGUCAAUUAUAGAACAUUGAAAGCAUUCUCAAUCCUGUCUCGCUAUUUUAGUCUGUAAAAGCAAAGUCAACUGACUUCAGAGUAGAACCUUGACAAAAAUGAGUAUAUUAGGUAGUACUAUAGUUUUGCAGAUAUCUUAUCAUGUGGUAUCAAUUUUAAGGUGAUUUAAAAUGUUACUUCAGAUUACUUAUAGUAUCUUUUGAACUAAAUGCAAGUUCAUUUACAAUCUAUUAGUGUUGUUAAUGAACCUCUGUACAAAAUGAUUUAGAAUUCAGUGAAUCUGGACUUUGGAUUUGUUACUAAAAAAUAAGUAGAAUUGAUUGUAGGUCUAAACUCAUCUUUUGGAUAACCAAUAGGAGAUAGUCAAGAAGUGACUAAUAUAUACAAGGCUGCUACAAAUUAUUACAAGUUUUCGAUUACUAGAUUCAAAGAUAAUCCAUUCUAUCCUACACCCCAAUUUCCAAAAAACACCUCUGGGUAUUAAGUAGUGGAUCCAAAAUUAUAGGAAACUGGAAGUAGUAGAAAUUCCAAGUUGGGAGAGGAUGUUUCAUUUUCCAUUCCUAAAGUUAGGACCUUAGAGUCUAACACAUCUCUGAAAUGUGUUUCAUAAUUAUAAAAUGGGACUUGGGCUGCUGAUAUCUGCAAAACAGUUAAAAAGGAUUUGGAAGUCAUUUGCAAAUGCGAUGAAUUGAGUCCUACAACAGUUAUGGAAUCCAUUGAAUAAAUUAUAGAUAAAGGAAGCCAAGUUUUUUCAUCUAACACCCUAGAUGCCUUUGCAACAUUUCCAUUUUAUUAGACAAUCAUUUUUUACUUUUAUAUUGGAAUCACAGGUUUAUAUCUCACAAUUGUCUAUUGGGGAAUAAAAGUAGAUAAUUAAAUUUUUUCCUAAAUACAUAUUCAAUAAGAAUAAGUUAUAAAUUAACUUGAAGGCAAAAAUACAGUCCAAAAUAAAUUAAUCAAAAGAGCAGAUUCAAAAUAUACUAAGACUGGGUAGUUGAGAGACUCAUCGAUUGAAUAUUAACAUAACAUACCUUUAUUUAAAAGAAACAUGUUUGGAACAGGACUCUCUUAUGGGGCAAUUAUUUUCAAUAAAUUAAAACCAAUAACCUCCUCACAAAACUAAUAGAAUAUUAAAUAAGCUACUUUAGAAACUAAACCUGAAGAAAAGUUAAACAACAAUCUUAAUAAAAUUGAUUCGCUAUUCAGUCAAUCUUAAGUAUUGCAAUCUACAAGAAUUAUUAAACAAGGAUUAUUCAAUAAAUAAGAGGAGCUUGUUAAAUAAGAGGAACCUCUUAAACAGGAGGAGGAACAAUCUAAGGGUUAGAAAUUGUAAAGGUAACUAACAAUUUAAGAUAUUGGACUUAAAAGUAUGUUAUACAGAAAGCUAAUCUCAAAUUUUAAAGCAUUCAUUGAGUUUCUCAAAUAUUUCCAUCAAAUUCUACAAAUAAUUUAUAAAGAUGAUCCUAUCAAACCAAGAAGUUUGAGAGCAUCAAUCGUUUAUGUAAGUUUUCUAGGUGGAAUUGCUUUGAUAUUUUUAUUUUAGCAACCCAAUAACUUAAGUUUUACAAUUGCUAUAUCCGCUUUAACAGCACCUGCAAAUAAGGUUUAUUAGAUUGUGUUAGAAAAAACAUUAUCUAAUAAAUCUAAGAUGGUAAGAAUGAUUGGAGUUAUGAUAAUGAUUGGUGGAGCUGCUUUUAUUUCCUACAUUAUGUUAUCCGGUUUAGUGUUGAUGAAUUAAAUAGAGUAGUCAAAUUAAAUGAGUCUAAUCUUCAUAGGGGCAUUUGUUGCAGAUAAUUUAAUUUAUAGUCCAUUAUCCUUAUUAGUUACUUAUUUCAUACACAUGGACAUAAUAAGAAUUCCAAUCCUUUAAACGAUUUUAAAGAAGAUAUUGGAUGAAAAAACAAAGGAGUUUUUAUUUGGAUUAGCAGAUAAUAUAAGAUAAAAUUGA